AUGGAGCGCUGCGUAGGCAGCUGGAUUAUCGAGGGGGAGCUAGGGCGCGGCUCCUUUGCUGUGGUAUGGAGGGCGCGGCAUGCGACGACAGGGGCGCCCGCUGCUGUGAAGGAGAUCAACACGGACAAGCUCAACAAGAAGCUGCAAGAGAGCCUGGCCUCGGAGGUCGCUGUUCUCAGCCAGACGAAGCACCGCAACAUCGUUGGCCUGCUCGACCUGCUCAAGGACGGCAGCCGCAUAUACAUCGUCCUGGAGUACUGCGCGGGCGGCGACCUGGGGCUGUACAUCCGGCGGUACGGCCGCGUGUCGGAGGCGACGGCGCGGUACUUUCUGGUGCAGUUGGCUGAGGGCCUAAAAGAGCUGCGGCGACACAACGUCAUCCACGUGAGCCGGCUGUACAGCCAUAGUCAUAUUCGACUGUGUAUAUAA
This is a messenger RNA of Monoraphidium neglectum, 429 nucleotides long. Its product is annotated as unc51-like kinase. The record is from RefSeq and is a predicted model, not a curated record. Gene Ontology annotation, molecular function: ATP binding; protein serine/threonine kinase activity. The transcript has 2 exons. NCBI's taxonomy places the organism in Eukaryota, Viridiplantae, Chlorophyta, Chlorophyceae, Sphaeropleales, Selenastraceae. The coding region runs from base 1 to 429 and encodes 142 amino acids. Gene Ontology annotation, biological process: autophagy; protein autophosphorylation; peptidyl-serine phosphorylation. Gene Ontology annotation, cellular component: cytoplasm; autophagosome.